AUGUUUUAAUCUCUAUUGAAUUUAAAAUAUUCAUGGUAACAAAGUAGUAAGGAAGAUAUAAAUAACAAAGAAUUGGUCGAUGCCGCAAUAAGCAUUUUAGGCUUCAGUAUAAAAAAUCUGCCUUCUGAAAAGAAAAAAGAAAUUAUUCAACAAAUAUAUAGUCGAACAAUAUGGUUUACAUAUCGUAAAAAUUUCCCUUAAAUUUUAAACAGCUAAUAAACUUCUGAUGCUGGUUGGGGUUGUAUGUUAAGGUCAGGCUAAAUGAUAUGGGCUUAGAUUUUGAGAGUUCAUAUUAGGUAAAAGAAAUAGCAUAGCAAAGAUUAUCAAUAUAAAUUACUUUGCGCUUUUUCAGAUGAUGAUGAUGAUGAACAUAAAAAAAUGUUUACAGAUAAUUUCAAACUUUGUUUAAGCCCUUAUUCAAUACAAAAAAUUGAAGCCAUAUCAUAAAUAAAAUUUUCUAUGAAGCCCUGUUAAUGGUAUAGACCUGAUUAGAUUUUGAAUGCACUAUCAUUAUUACAUUAAUAAAAAUAACUUGAAGGAAGUGAAGAUUUAGAAAUAACUAUAUCUGAUAGUCUGCUGUAUGAUAGAUUGUAUUCAGAAAUGUAUGGUCUAAAAAUGGAUUGUGAACAUAUAGUUAAUGAAAUAAAAUAAGAUAAAAAUAAAGAAAUAUCAAAAAUCUGUAAUAUUUGCCAAAAGAAAGAUCCAAAAGCUUUAGCAAUCUUUUUCAUAACAAGAAUUGGAUUGGAUGAAAUUAAUAAGGAAUAUUUACCUUUUUUAAAUGAUUUAAUAGAUUUGCCACAAUUUUAAGGGAUUAUAGGAGGAAGAGAUGAUAAAGCCUAUUACAUUCUUGGAAGAGUAAACAAACGAUUAAUUUAUUUGGAUCCUCACUAUAUCUAGGAACAUAUUAAUAGAGGGAAUGUUGUGAUGCUGAAAGAUACUUUCUUUUGUAAAGAUGUUAAAUAUAUUAAUGAGGAAUAAAUGAGUCCAUCCAUAGCUUUGGGAUUUUACUGCUAAAAUCAAUCAGAAUUAGAUAAAUUCUUUAAUUCUAUUGAAUAAAUUAAAAAGAAUUACGAUAAUGAAAAAACCUUUGGUUAUAUUAGUAGGAUAACUCCAAACUCGUAUAUCAUUGGAUUUGAUGAAAAUGAUAUUCUUGUGAUUAAAGAAGAUGAAAUUUGA
Molecule: messenger RNA, 1176 nt
Organism: Paramecium tetraurelia
Lineage: Eukaryota; Ciliophora; Oligohymenophorea; Peniculida; Parameciidae
Exons: 4
Molecular function (GO): protein-phosphatidylethanolamide deconjugating activity
Source: RefSeq, a predicted model, not a curated record